Morone saxatilis (striped sea-bass) is the source of this 2055-nucleotide messenger RNA. RefSeq names its product protein shisa-8-like. NCBI's taxonomy places the organism in Eukaryota, Metazoa, Chordata, Actinopteri, Moronidae. The coding region runs from base 113 to 1402 and encodes 429 amino acids. Gene Ontology annotation, cellular component: AMPA glutamate receptor complex; postsynaptic density; postsynaptic membrane. The record is from RefSeq and is a predicted model, not a curated record. The transcript has 4 exons. Gene Ontology annotation, biological process: regulation of AMPA receptor activity; regulation of short-term neuronal synaptic plasticity.
CAAGACGGAUAUUCAACUUUGUUUUUUGUAAACCCGGAGCUUUCAUUUCGGCCUAUCAUUAACAAUUACACAUCAGCACCAAGCCAUCACAAGACACUGGAGUAAAUCCAAGAUGGCUGCAUCCAUGCAUCCACUGUUGGUAAGCCUCUCGUUAGCUAUUCUCCUGGGUUUGACCUCUCUGGGUGGACUGAACUCUCGGCCGUCAGGUCAAGCUUUAGCCCAGGUCAAUAACCAGACAACAGAGCCCUCUGUGGUGCCAGAAGCCGCACUGGCAACACCCACACCAGAUACGGAAGACAAAACAGUCCCAUCUGUCGGUAACCGUUGCUGGGGUUACUAUGAUGUCAUGGGUCAGUGGGACCCACCCUUCAAUUGUAACGCAGGUAUCUACCUGUUCUGUUGUGGUUCCUGCUUCUACCGCUUCUGCUGCCAGUUCAAAGUCCACAGUUUGGACCAGACUUCCUGCUCCAACUACGACACACCCGUCUGGGCAAACACCGGGAAACCAGCGGCACCCGUCACGGAAGUCCAAGAGGAACCAGACCGGGAUCGAACCCACAUGAUCGUGUAUAUUAUCUGUGGAGUGGUGGCAAUCAUGGUUUUGGUCGGGAUUUUCACCAAACUCGGGCUAGAGAAGAGUCAGGGAGGACAGACUGACAUGACCAACUCCAGAACUCUGACAGAGCUUCUGAAGCAGCCAGGGGAGGCAGGAAUGGUGGAUGGAACCGGGGUUCAUCAUCCUAUAGGGACCAACGGCAUCUCCGCCAGGGCACUACGCUCCAACAAUGAUCAUAACCAUUUGAACAAUGCAGCCUUGCCUCCCCUGGGUCCAGCCAUGGCCUUGUCUCAUCCUCACAACAACCUGGGUAUUGGUUUUAACAAGUACACCUCACUCAAGGCUGUGGACACGGCUGCAAGAGACUACUACAAGAGCUACCCAAUGGUAGAUUAUACACACCGCCAGUCCCCUCCCACUUUCCAGCCAAUCAACUUCCACCCCAAGGACAAGCCCUUUCUCCCGCCACCCGACAUCCACGCGCCACUGGCCAUCACCAUCAACGCCUCCCAGAUCCCCAAGCCUAAGAUCUCCAAGACCAACACCCAUCCACUCACCUCCAGCUCGGCAUUCAAAGCUUGGGACCCCAGUAAGAGCCACAUGCAGCACCCAGUGGCUUCCCACAUUGGCCUCCAAGGGCAGCAGCACCACUCCAUCCAGCAGCAGCAGCACCAGCCGCUGCACCAGCAUAACAGCCGGCGCCAGGCCUACUCCAACAAGAGGCAGUUCAGCAUCGAGACGCUGCCUGAGCUCUUCUCGCAGCCGCUGGGCUACGGCCACUCGCCGCACAUGCACCCCAAACACAAGGGACUGCCCACCAACAGCAAGACAGAGGUCACUGUCUGAACAUGGGGGUGUUUGGGUGAUUAGACAGAAGAGGAAACCAAGUGGGGUUGUAAGCAACUUUAAAAGAAAUGCUCAGAUAUCUUUUAUAUCCACUGCCGUAAUGGCGAGAGAGGAGCAGGCAAAUAUCAUGUAUAAUCAGAAUUUUUGUAACUCUGCGUUUUUCUCAUCAUUGUUGACAACAAUAAUAAUAAUGUGAGUUCUAUAUGUGUACUUUUAAGACCACUGGAUCAAAACAGCAGCAGAUAAGCUGUGAAGGUGGUGGAUUGGCAGGUGUUAGCUGUGACUCUUUGAACCCGGCGGGUCUUCUAAAUAAUUGAGUGGCCUCUCAGUGUGUUGGCACAGCUCUCUCCUCCUUCUCCUCUCAACCCCCUCGCACCUCAAUGACACUCAGCACUGCUCCGUAGCACCACUCCACCACGCACAAAUGUUCAAAUCCCACACACAGACACUAUUUACCCCACAAACGAGCACAGAUGCACUCGCUCUACCCACUUUUUCUGAGGCUGGUAUGGGAAGUGUUUCCCCUAAGACUUUGGCUCCUCAUCAGCAGAGACAAUGCCAUUGUGUUGUCAGCUCCAUUGCCCUCCAGCCCCUCUAGAGAGUGAGAUAUCAGCCUGGCAAUUCAUACCAGAGAGGAGGGCAGAGGUGGGGGA